Geodia barretti is the source of this 5110-nucleotide messenger RNA. NCBI's taxonomy places the organism in Eukaryota, Metazoa, Porifera, Demospongiae, Tetractinellida, Geodiidae. The record is from the annotation of a GenBank genome assembly.
AAGUUGUGGAAGACUCAGUCGAGUAGCUGAACGAUGGGAGGAGGGAAGAAGAAGAAGGGAAAGUCAGGAGGAGGAGGAGGAGGAGGGGGACAGAAGGCGGGAAAACCACGGAGGGAAGCAGUUGAGCCCGGAGACCUACCUCCAGAGGACCCAAUGGAGGACCUGGUGGAAGAGACAGAUGAGCUGGGUGUGGGAGAGGAGGAGAGAGAGGAAGAGAAACAACUAACUCCCCCGCCACCACAGACAGAAGGGGUUGUGGAUGAAAUAGAGGGGUCUGGUGAGGGAGGGGAAGGUGUGGAGGGAGGGGGAGCGACGGGAGGAGGGGGAGAGGAGGAGAGAGAUGAGAACGGUGAAGAGGGAGAGGCUGGUGAGGAGGUGAAGGAGAAGAAGAUGAGUCGGAAAGAGCUGAAGAAACUCAAAAAGAAGGAGGAGAUGUGGAGAAAGAUGGAGCAAGAGUUGACCGAUGGCUCCCAGUUCUCAGUCUCCCAGAGGGAGACAAAGAUGACGGACGCUCUCCUGGAGACCACAAGAGACAUCAAGAUCGAGAGAUUCUCCAUCUCGGCCCGCGGGAAGGAUCUCCUCGUGAACGCCGCACUACAGAUCACAGCCGGUCGGAGAUACGGUCUGGUUGGACCAAAUGGUAUGGGCAAGACGACGCUGCUGAAGCACAUAGCAGACAGGAAAUUGGCAAUUCCUCCAAAUAUCGACGUCCUCUACUGCGAACAAGAGAUUGUUGUAGACGACACGCCAGCCAUUGAAGCUGUACUGAAGGCAGACGUGAAGCGACUAAAGCUGUUGGAGGAAGAGGAUAAGUUGAUAGCGGCGUCUGAGAGAGGAGACGACACUCAAACAGACAGACUCAGAGAGGUUCACGAAGAACUGGAGGCCAUAGGAGCAGCAUCAGCAGAGUCGAGAGCUCGCAGAAUUCUGGCUGUUAGUCACUCCACCACAUCCCUAGUUCCUUUCUUCCCUUUCCUAAAGCUUGUAGAUCUCCUUACGGGCUGUUGAUUUGAAAUAGCUGCCUUGUGUAUGAUAUCAAGUUGCCUAGCUUGUUUGCCUCAUGCAACUUGUUGCUGUAAUUAGAAGCCUGUUCUAUUUCUGGCAACAUAUUGCUGCCAAGUUUUUCAGAGUAUGAUUGUGAUGUUUGCUCACCCUUUCCCUCCCUUGCAACUGCAUCCUUUGCUUGGUUUUCCAUUCCAUUCUCCUCCCCCCACGUAGGGGUUAGGGUUCACCGUGGAAAUGCAGGGAAGAGCCACGCGGAAAUUCUCCGGUGGCUGGCGGAUGAGAGUCUCGCUAGCCAGGUGGGUGUGGUCAGGGGGCGUGGUCUGUCGACUGAUGUGUUAGUACAGGGCUCUGUUCAUGGAGCCAACGUUACUGAUGUUGGACGAACCGACCAAUCACCUCGACUUGAAUGCCGUCAUCUGGCUCAACAGCUAUCUCCAGUCGUGGAAGAAGACUCUGUUGAUAGUUUCUCACGACCAGAGCUUCCUCGACGACGUCUGCACUGACGUCAUCCAUUUAGAUCACCAGAAACUCUUCUACUACAGAGGAAACUACAAUGAUUUCAAGAAAAUGUACAAACAGAAAUUGAAGGAACUAGAAAAGGCAUUCAAAUCUCAGCAAAGAGAAUUAAAAGAACUAAAGGCACACGGCCAGUCCAAGAAAAAAGCUGAGGCGUCUGUGAUGGAUUCCAGCAAGAAGAAGAAGAAAGGAGGGAAUAAGAGAGUAGCCGAGGAGGACGAGGACGAGCCUCCGGACCUGUUGGCCAAGCCGCGAGAGUACAAGGUCAAGUUUUCAUUCCCCAAUCCUCCCCCUCUCAACCCGCCCAUCCUUGGGGCCUACGAUGUAACGUUUUCCUAUGAGGGAAUGCCACCGCUGUUUGAGCAUCUUGAGUUUGGUAUCAACAUGGAGUCCAGAGUGGCUAUUGUUGGUCCAAAUGGAGUGGGCAAGUCAACACUGCUGAACAUUCUCCUGGGGAAACUUACUCCGAAUUUGGGGGAAGUUAGAAAGAACCACAGAUUGAGGAUCGGGGUCUACAACCAACAUGCAGCAGAUCAACUAGAGCUUUCAGAGUCUCCCGUGGAAUACCUAAUGAGGAAGUUCAAUGUAGACUACCAGCUGGCACGGAGAACUCUGGGACGCUACGGUCUGGCCAGCCACGGACACACCAUCAAGAUGAGGGACUUGUCGGGAGGACAAAAGGCAAGGGUUGUGUUUGCCGAGCUAUCCCUCAUGGAACCCGACAUUUUAAUCAUGGACGAGCCGACAAAUAAUCUCGACAUUGAAUCAAUCGAUGCACUGGCUGAUGCCAUGAACGAAUAUGAAGGAGGUGUGGUGCUGGUGAGCCACGAUGCCAGACUUAUCCAGGAAACCAACUGCACUCUGUGGGUUGUGGAGAACAGAGAAGUCAACGAAGUUGACGGAGAUUUUUACGACUACAAGAGAGAGGUCCUCCAGGCACUCGGGGAGCUUGUGGGAGACUCAUGAUACUCUCACUAUCUCACGUGACUCUCGUCAUUUCCUCCUAUUUAUUAUCAUGCAUUUCCUGAUUCGUGUACUAGCCCCGCCUCUCUUUGCGAGUAGAAUAUUUGCGCAUGCGCGGGUUUAGCAACAAACUCCGCCCCCUUUCUCGAUCGCGGAAGAGUAAAGAGUGAAGUGCUAGCGAUCGACAGUGGCCGUCUCUGUGGCGGAGAGAGACUCCGGGAUUAUCACAGGAACGUGUGAGAGUGUACACGUCAUGGCCACUGAGCCGUCAGUCGUGUUUCAGGGUGUCCUGGAGCUGGGGAAGGAGUCGACUGCGGGGAGCAUGUCCAGCAGAGACUGGAGGAGCCGUCUGUUUGUCCUCUGUCGAGACCCCGGCAACAAAACCUCCUCCCUCUACAUGUACAAAGACCCCAAGAAGAAAUGGCAGAAACAGACUCCCAAGGCAAUCCUUCAGCUCAUCCCCAGUUUCCAGGUGUCUCUGGCCCACACCAGUGGCUACCAGUUCCCCCUGCAGCUGACAGUGGCCGACCAUCCUCCCCUGUUCCUGGCCGCUCCCUCCUACCACCUCAUGAACCAGUGGAUAUACCACCUUCAGACACAGAGAUUUCUCAACAGCGGCAAACUGGGGACAUUUGUGUGUACAGUGGAGGCCCAGAGUUGGUCCCACACCAGUCUAAUUGGGGCCCACGGAGAGUGUCUCCUGGCAAUCACCACCAACUCGGAGAUCCUCUGUGCUCUUGCCUCGUCCCGGCAGGUCGUGGGGGUGUGGCCUUUCAACUGCCUCCGUCGCUACUGGUGCGGGGAGUCCGUGUUUGGAUUCGAGGCCGGAAAGAGGUCUCCUCGCGGCGAGGGUACCUUCACCUUUGCAACUACUCAGGACGAGGAGAUUUACCGGAUGCUCAAGAGGUACAUCGACAAAGCCAAGCAGGUGUCGCUGCACGGGAACAGACAUCGACCGGUUGGGCUGGCGGGGGGUACGGGGGGCGUGGGGGGUGGAGACGUUGAAAAUCGGCCGAAACUCCCCCUCCCCGCCAAAAGCCCCGCCCACAUAUCUCCUGCGGGGCUCUCCAAUGAAGACAGGAUUCCCAGCGGAGAAGAAUAUGCACAGAUUCCUCUGCAAGAUGUACUGGUUGGUUUGCCGAGCUCUACGUCGCCACUCCAGCGAAGAGGUAGCCUUCACCACACGGACGUCUCCGGACCGAACCCCAUGUACAGUCUGAAGAGGGCGCAGACUGCACGGCCAAAGAGAAUCCAGCAGUGGGUGGAGCAAACGGAGGCCGCCAUCACCGCACAGGGGAGGGAAGAGGGCGGGGCUGUAGGCGGAGCCAACACUCCUCCCCUGCCCGUCCUUCCGCGGGUGAGAAAAUCAGCGACAACGCUGGCCGAAGAAGACAUGUACUCUCACACACAGCACGUGAUGCCUGCACCUUUUCAGAGACACGCAACGGUCCACAAUGUAGUGGAGGAGUCCACCUAUCACACUCUUGUUCACGAGAAAUGCAAGAGGCGUGCAUCUGAAGGAGGAGGAGGGGGAGGUGAAGGGAUCUACAGCAUCGCGUAUCCGUCCGGAGGUGAUGGUAGACAAGUGAUGAUCCCUGAAGCUGGGAACGAGUACGGAACUCUUGGGAGUCGGGAUGCGGUUGAUUUCCAUCCGUCAAGAAAUGGAUUGCCGUCCUCUGGCUCACCCCAACCUCCAGCUGAGGGGAAGAAGGAAGAGGAGGAGGAGGAGCGAACGAAAGAGGGAACAAAGAGGAGAGAUGAGGGAGAGAAAGAAGAGAGAAAAGUGACGGUGUCCACUGCGCCCAAAGACCUGAUUUCUCCGGGUUUCGAAGACAGUAUGACAGAAAACUUGAUGUACGGUUCACGGGUGGAAGUCUUUGCAAGGGGAAGGGGGCAAAAGUUGGAGGAGCAGGUAAUUGAGGAGGGUGAGGAGGGUAAGAGGAAGGAGGGAGAGGGGGAACAGUUAGUGCAGGAACGACCACGGUUGUUAUCGUUGGAAGGUGUGAGUGGGGGUGCAGCUAAUGGAGGGAGUAGCGAAAAGGUGAACGGCAAGAGUGGGGAAGGGGGAGGAGGAGGUGGAGGAGAGAUUCAACGCGAUGCCAAAGGCUACAGCAAGGUGGACAAGAGCAAGAAGAAGAGGACGGAGGAUGUUGGUGAGGACGCUCCGCCUCCUCUGCCUCCGAGACUGUACGAGGAACCAGAGGAUGAUACUGGACUGUUGAGCCAUGCCACUCCACCCAUCUCCCCUGUCCUCGUGUCUGCGGCUGUUUCUGCAGCCCUUCCUCUUCCCGUGUCAGACGUCUAACUCUUCUCUCUCUCUCUCUCUCUCUCUCACUGUUAGUGUACUGUAUGUUAAAGAGUGUCUCAUUUUCAUCAUCAUCAUCAUCAUCAUCAUCAUCAAACCUUUUAAUUUGUCUCUGCGUGUGGUCCUUUCAUCAAAUACAUGAUAAACUAUAGACAGGUGUGCAUAUAUUUUCCCUUCAAAGUGUGACGUCUUUUUGUAACCUGAAUGAGAGUGAAUGACCAAGUUUUAUAAUGCCUUGAUGAUAAUUGUUGGUGGUUUUAUGAGAGCUCUGUUAUGAUAAAGCAGCAAAGUUAUAUACCCGUCUUGUUCUCUAUCAGUGUC